UUGUUUUUCGUUAUGGCAAGUUUAUUUAUUGGGUGAUUUUUUUAUAGAAAUCGAUGAAAAACUAAUCGACUAAAUGAUGCACCAAACGCGUAAGUUCCUGCGGGGUGGGCGAGGGACGCCAUGACAGUCGUCGUAUUUUCUGUUAACCGCGAGCACGUAUGCCCUUGCCAGCGUUUUCGUGAAAUUGUUGCGCAGGUUGCUGUCUAUCUGGAUCAAAAUUGGCAAGCUCGUUUCCUGAAUUUCGCAGACUUCCCUUGGAAUAUAUUGUGGAGGUGGAGGGCGAGGGCGCGUGGCCAUUAUCAGGGAUUUGCUUGUGGGUACCCGUGGCGAGGUGAGACGUCGAGAGGCGGCGAAAGGCGUCCCCCCCUGCGUCGGGACGCGCGUCUCCCUGCAUACGAGACGGCCUAGGGCCGACCAAGCGAGAUGCCAGAACCGCCGACGGCACCGUACACCACGAUGAGAAAUGAAAUAUAUCAAAAACGUUUAAUUAGUAUCCUUCAGUGAAUAAAGAUGAACAGUGAGCAGCAUGCAUUGCCAGCGACUACGCAGGCACAACAAGAGGAUGUAAACGCGGGUCAAAGUGGUCGUCCUUCAUACCCAGGUGGUUUGGCUACAACAACCAGUCUUGGCAAUGUAGGGAGUACCCCGCAUUCAUCCGCGGACCUGCGUGUAGGUACAGCCGUAGCGUUAGCCUCCUCGGUAGCUAAAUAUUGGGUCCUCACCAAUCUCUUUCCUGGACCGCUACCUCAGGUCUCAGUCUAUCAUCAUUCCCACCACAACUCCUCACAUAGGAGUAGUGGAGGUGGAGAGGCAUCUUCCAAAGAGCCAGCCUCUUCAUUGAACCAAGAAAUGGCGUUGACUUCCAGUUCGCAUCAUCAGUCAACACCUACACACCAUCAUCACCAACCUUCAGUUAGCAGUAGCAGUCAUCAUAGUUCUUUACAACCAAAUUCACAGCAGAUACCAGUUUCUCUACCAGGCCUUAAUUUAGACGGGGCACAUAUACCUGCCAGCGUCAGUCAUUUACAAGCAGCACAUGCACAAAUGCAACAAAUGCAGGCAGCACAACAACAACAGCUGCAUCAGCAGCAACAGCAGCAGCCCCAACAACAACAGCAGCAACAACAACAACAAUCUCACCACCAGAUGCAAAAUCAUCAAAACGCUCAGAACAGUGGACCAACUGCACAUAAUCAAAACGCACAGAGAGAUGAUAACAAGGUGAAAGAUGAAAGUGGAAGUUGCACAACUGAACGUUGCAGUGACAAUCAAGUUCACUGUCAAGUUCAAUGUGACCUCCAAUUACAAACAUCUCAAGAUUUACAACAAAGUCUUAUGCAGCAGCAGCAGCAACAGCAGCAACAAAUUGGUGUAAACAUAAGCGGAAAUUCUUCGAGUGAAGGCGGAAGUCAAAAUAAUGCAGAAAAGCCUGAAAAAGAGAAAGAAUUGCGUCAACUAAAUAUGACGCAAUUCCAAGUGCCAGAUUUAAAACCAGGAGGUCAUAUGAUGGAUGUAAGAACAGCUGAUGGAUCAGUCGUGAAAAUUAGCGCUGGGAAUGAGCAAGAUUUAGCAAAAACACUUGGUGUUGAAAUGGUGCAAAAUAUGUACAAGGUAAAUGUUGAGGACAUUAAUCAGCUUUUAGCAUAUCAUGAAGUAUUUGGAAAACUACAAAGUGAAAUAGCAGCUGGUACAACCUUAGUUGGAAGUACAGUUCCUACUCAAACAGUUACCACUAUACAAAAUGGAACUCCAAUUGUACAACAAGUUCAAUUAAAUAAGUUUGAUAUUAAAUCAAGCGAUGGCGAAGCUACACCAGGACCAAGCGCUUCGCCUGUAUCAGUUGGGAGUCAUGCGUGUGAAAUAUGUGGAAAAAUUUUCCAAUUUCGUUAUCAGCUUAUCGUUCAUCGUAGAUAUCAUACGGAAAGGAAACCUUUUACUUGUCAGGUGUGUGGCAAGGCCUUCUUAAAUGCAAAUGAUUUGACACGGCAUGGGAAAUGUCACCUAGGUGGAUCCAUGUUUACUUGUACAGUUUGUUUUCAUGUAUUUGCAAAUGCACCCUCUUUGGAACGUCAUAUGAAGCGACACGCUACCGAUAAACCGUAUAAUUGUACGGUAUGUGGAAAAAGUUUUGCAAGAAAAGAACAUUUGGAUAAUCAUACGCGUUGUCAUACUGGGGAAACACCUUACAGGUGCCAGUACUGUUCAAAGACGUUUACUAGGAAGGAACAUAUGGUAAAUCAUGUUCGCAAACAUACGGGUGAAACACCUCAUCGAUGUGAUAUUUGUAAAAAGAGCUUUACCCGCAAAGAACAUUUUAUGAACCAUGUUAUGUGGCACACGGGAGAAACUCCUCAUCAUUGUCAAGCUUGUGGCAAGAAAUAUACACGUAAAGAACAUCUCGCAAAUCAUAUGCGUUCACAUACCAAUGAUACACCGUUUCGCUGUGAAAUAUGCGGUAAGUCGUUUACAAGAAAGGAGCACUUCACGAACCACAUAAUGUGGCACACGGGUGAGACGCCGCACCGCUGUGAUUUCUGCUCGAAGACAUUCACGCGAAAGGAGCAUCUUUUGAACCACGUUCGCCAGCACACGGGUGAGUCUCCACACCGAUGCGGCUUCUGCUCCAAAUCGUUCACCAGAAAGGAACACCUUGUUAACCACAUCCGCCAACACACAGGAGAGACGCCCUUCCGCUGUCAGUACUGUCCGAAAGCAUUUACGCGGAAGGAUCAUCUGGUGAACCAUGUCAGGCAACACACGGGUGAGUCACCGCACAAGUGCCAGUAUUGCACCAAAUCCUUCACGAGGAAGGAACAUUUGACAAAUCACGUGCGUCAACACACAGGCGAAUCGCCACACCGAUGCCACUUCUGCUCCAAGUCAUUUACUCGUAAGGAGCAUUUGACGAAUCAUGUGCGAAUCCAUACUGGUGAAUCACCUCAUAGGUGUGAAUUUUGUCAGAGAACGUUCACCAGGAAAGAACAUCUAAAUAAUCAUCUCCGUCAGCAUACCGGAGAUUCAUCGCACUGCUGCAACGUGUGCUCGAAACCAUUUACAAGAAAGGAACAUCUCGUAAAUCAUAUGCGAUGUCAUACUGGUGAACGUCCAUUUGUAUGCACAGAAUGUGGCAAAAGCUUCCCUUUAAAGGGUAAUCUACUUUUCCACAUGCGUUCGCACAAUAAAGGCAGUAACGCCGAGAGACCAUACCGUUGCGAUCUUUGUCCAAAAGACUUUAUGUGCAAAGGACAUUUAGUGUCUCAUAGACGAUCACAUUCGGACGAGCGACCACAUAGCUGUCCAGAUUGUGGGAAAACCUUCGUUGAAAAGGGCAAUAUGCUGCGACACUUGAGAAAACACGCAGCGGAAGGUCCGCCAACACAAGUCAGCACGCCCUCUGCAAUUCCUCAAUCCGGUGUUCUGCCCAUUCCGGCGGCAGCAGUUCUGGUCGGCCAUCCUUUGGCACCCCCUGCACCACCCGUAGUUCCACAACACACCGUAGUUGUGCCUACUCCUCCGGGUGUACUGACCUCCUACUAAACCAAAUGAAGAGAGCAAACAUGUGAAGGAAAAACAGAAAAGCAUUUUUUCAUAAGGAGAAGAAAAGUGAGUGUAUACAUGAUGAAUGUUGUGUUUGUUGACCAAUGAAAGUGCGCCGUUAAGUUGUUUUCCUUCUUUUUUCUUGUUCGUCUGCUCUUUUCUCGGAAGAGGAAGAAGAAAAAGACUGUUGAAACUUGAAGUUUCUACAGGCACAGAAGUGAGUUAAUUGAUAAAGUGUUGUUAUGGAAACAUCGUUGUGAAUUGUCGUGACUGCAGCGCCCUAUUGUUCACAUUUCGAACCUUUCCUUGUCGUAAUGCUCUCUGUAGCUACGUAUAGAAAAAAUGAGAAGGGUUUAUAAUAUGAACUUCAUCAGUUUUGAACAAUUAAUCGUGCUGCUAUGAUCGAUAGCAGCGUAUUAUCCAAAGUUUGAAUUACUUUGUUUCCGUCUAUUUUCUUCUUCUUUUCUUUUUCUUCUCUUCUUUUUUAUAUAAUAACUUUUAAUAGAUCGUUUAUUAAGGGGAAAAAUAUUUGAUAUGUGUUAUGGAGUU
This is a messenger RNA of Bombus pascuorum, 4086 nucleotides long. RefSeq names its product zinc finger protein 271-like. Gene Ontology annotation, cellular component: nucleus. Gene Ontology annotation, biological process: regulation of transcription by RNA polymerase II. The coding region runs from base 511 to 3537 and encodes 1008 amino acids. The record is from RefSeq and is a predicted model, not a curated record. The transcript has 11 exons. Gene Ontology annotation, molecular function: RNA polymerase II transcription regulatory region sequence-specific DNA binding; DNA-binding transcription factor activity, RNA polymerase II-specific. NCBI's taxonomy places the organism in Eukaryota, Metazoa, Arthropoda, Insecta, Hymenoptera, Apidae.